AUGCCUGAUCUCAUGCAUCGAGCUACAGAGAAGCUGAAGAUACUGAUGAAAAUGAAGUCGUGGCCUCAAACCCGUUCGAAAAAGAAGGAGCAGGAAAAGCCGCGCCGCUGCUAUCUUAUGGAAUUGCCCACCGAGCUGCUCCUGGAGAUCACCUUACACCUCCCGCUACUUCCGGAGGCCGCUUUUGCGUUGACCUGCAAGCGCAUGUUCGCCAUCUCCGGAGAAACCUUGACCUCAAAAUCCUUACGCUUUGCUCGUGAUUUCGCGCCUUUAUUUCACCACUACCGCAAUGGACACAAUUUUGUCACACCGCGCUGGCAAUUCAUCAACUUGCUGGAGAACACCCGCUGGCGUGCCUGUUCCAAGUGCCUGAAACUCCAUCCACGAGCCGCAUUUCCAGCCCGAGAGUUGAGACGCAAGCCAGAGGCACGCACAUGCAAUGUGGGAGAUCUCGCCGGCAUCGUUGACCUCUGCCCGUGCAAAAAGUUGACAUUCCGGGAUAAGAUGGAUCUCAUAGACCACUUGCGAGUGCGGCAGAUCUCCCUGAAUGCCUUGAAAUCGGAGUUUGGAAAUAUGGUCGAGGAUCGUUAUUGUUGGCAUUCGUGCAAGGAACAGUACGGCUCGACCGAGUUGCACGUAUCCUUGUUCCCAGAGCUCAAUGCAGAAAAUGGAUUGGUCAUUCGUACCGAAUACCAGCUCACAACGGAACCUGGACAAGUGGGCAAGGAGGAAUGCAUGACACCACGCUUUGGGUGCGCUCAUCGAUCCGUCGAUUUGUGGCUCUCAGGAGUCUAUCAGACCACGAUCUGUCGCCUGUUCGAUUCGUUUUGUUCAUCCUGUCAGCGCAUCUCGGUUUGCAGUGCAUGCAAAACGACACUGAAGUGUCCUCGAAAACAGCCAAUCCAAUCCGAGAAGUCAGGCAAAGUCAAGUUUUUAUUCUGGACCCAGCGAUGUCUUGGAGGGACGGGUGCUGUACCCGAUGCGACCUGGGCAGCGCAACGAAUCCAUCCCGCUGAACCCUCGAUCAGUGUGGAAAACUGCAAUGAACUCUGCCCAUGGACGGUGCGGGAACAUCCUGCACUCGAGUUUCCGCCAAGUUUGGGACAAGAGAUUACUGAUCCCGCUAUGGAUAACCAAACCAUGACUCAACUAUAUUCGUCUCUACGCAUGAUUUGA
Molecule: messenger RNA, 1176 nt
Organism: Penicillium alfredii
Lineage: Eukaryota; Fungi; Ascomycota; Eurotiomycetes; Eurotiales; Aspergillaceae
Exons: 1
Coding region: 1-1176 (391 amino acids)
Molecular function (GO): protein binding
Source: RefSeq, a predicted model, not a curated record